GCGGCGGAGCCGGCAGAAAUUGCACAAGGGCUGGCAGGCAGCAAGGCGAAGACAAAGAGCACGCGGAGGGGGCGGCGUGGAGUGGGGGGCGGCGCAGACGGCGAAUUAAACCGGAGUGGAGAGGCGGAGAGCCUUUCGCCUCGCGGGAUCGCCAAGAAGCGCAAAGGCGAGCCGUCGAGCGGGACGACGAAGCAGCGCGGGGCCGCUCAUGGGGAAAGGCGAGGAGCAAGGCGGGAUGUGCGGCGAGCGGGAGGAGCCGAGCCCCUCGUACACCUGGGAGGAGAUCCAGAAGCACAACGUGCACAAGGACAAGUGGCUGGUGAUCGAGCGGAAAGUGUACAACAUCACCCAAUGGGCCAAGCGACACCCGGGGGGGCUGCGCGUGAUCAGCCACUACGCCGGCGAAGAUGCCACGGAUGCAUUUAAGGCCUUUCACCCUGAUCCUGUGUUCGUGAGAAAGUUUCUUAAGCCAUUAUUGAUUGGAGAACUUGCCCCAGGAGAACCCAGCCAAGACAGAGGCCAGAACUCUCAAUUGGUGGAAGAUUUCCGUGCCCUGAGGAAGACAGCAGAAGACAUGAACUUAUUCCAAGCAGAUCCUGUGUUUUUUUCUCUUUACUUGGGUCAUAUCCUUGUGAUGGAGGCUCUGGCUUGGCUUAUGGUUUCAUACUGUGGUACUAACUGGAUUACAACCUUCCUCCUUGCCAUCAUCCUUGCAGUUUCCCAGGCCCAGGCUGGAUGGCUACAGCAUGACUUUGGACACCUCUCUGUGUUUAAGAAGUCUGCAUGGAACCACUUAGUUCAUAAGUUUGUGAUCGGUCACUUGAAGGGUGCCUCAGCAAACUGGUGGAAUCACCGUCACUUCCAGCACCAUGCGAAACCAAACAUCUUCAAGAAGGACCCAGAUGUGAACAUGGUACACCUCUUUGUCCUGGGAGACACACAGCCUGUCGAGUAUGGAAAGAAGAAGCUGAAAUACUUCCCAUAUAACCAUCAGCACGAAUACUUCUUUUUUGUUUUUCCACCUCUCCUCAUUCCAGUUUACUUCCAAAUGCAAAUCUUCAUGACCAUGUUCAGACACAAAUUCUGGGCGGACCUGGCCUGGGCCUUCAGUUACUACCUACGCUAUUUCACCAUAUAUAUCCCCUUCUAUGGAGUUCUGGGAUCCUUGUGUCUCCUCACCUUUGUCAGGUUCAUGGAAAGUCACUGGUUUGUAUGGGUCACACAGAUGAAUCACAUCCCAAUGGAAAUCGACAAUGACAAGCACAGAGAUUGGCUCAGUGCUCAGUUGGCAGCUACCUGCAACAUUGAACAAUCCUUUUUCAAUGACUGGUUCAGUGGACACCUGAACUUUCAAAUAGAGCACCACCUGUUUCCCACGAUGCCGCGCCACAACUACCACAAGAUAGCACCAUUGGUGAGGUCCCUCUGUGCCAAGUACAAUGUCCCUUAUGAAGAAAAACCUAUCAUGAAAGCAUUCUCAGACAUUGUUGGGUCCUUAAAGAAAUCUGGAGCACUCUGGUUGGAUGCCUACCUCCAUAAAUGAAGCUGGAUUUCAACAAAGGGGAAGGUGUUAGGCAAGGGGGGGGGCUGGGGGUGUUCACAUAUGUAUUCCUAUCAUCCAAUUUCAGUGUGUAUCUGUGUAUACACAGCUUGAAGGGAAUUUCCUGUAUUUUAAAAUUGAUGCUGGGGUGGGUUCAGGGGACCUAUUUAAAAUUGGAGAGGGUUUCAGACAGGUCAGUUAAUGUCCAUAGAAUCUGAAUGGGAAAUGCUGAUCUGAACACGUGAUAGCUGAGAAUUGGCCCAGUAGGUUGGGGGGGGGAGUAUUUUGUGACGGGAGGGUGAGUGAAGAAGCAAGUAGGGAGAGAUACUCUCCUGUUCCUCUUCCUGAGACUUACUACUUACUAUUAUUGCUGUCCCAGACUCUCAGGUACUUGAUCCAUCUACACAGAUUUUAUUUUUCAAAGCAGUCAAGCUUCUGCAGAUGUUUGAAUCGCAAAACAAUCAUGACUGGCUCUUUUUAAUAGACUUGGGUCCCAUUUCCCCUUAAUGAUGCUGAAACAAGAGGAGAGAAGGCAAGAUAAGUUAAUCUUUGUGAUAAUAUCCAUUAUUUGUGAAGUGCCUCUGAAUGCAAAACUCAUAUAAAAUACAGGCCUUGCAUCAUAGGCUUACAUAGAAUCUUAGCAUUGGAAGGGACAUUUGAGAUCUUCUCAUCUGACUCUUGUUAGCCUCCAGCUGAGACAAUAAAUGCCAGAAGCAUGGUUUUUUAAAAAUAAAAACAACAACAACCCAGUAACAAAAUAUUGUCACCAAUCUAAUGGAGAAUUACCGUAUAUUGGGGGGAUUCUCUGCUCUCAGCUUUUUCAAAAGGAGAUCUGAAAGGCCCAGGUCCAAGCAGCUAGGCCAGGUCUGUCUCCUUUGCUCAGAGCUGGUCCUUUCCAUGUACGCAUGAACAUGUAUGCAGACUUCUCUCUCUCUCCAGUUGCCACACUGUUUGAACAAAAUUCCAUAUACCAUACUUGUUUUGCCUUGACCUUUCUGCAGGCCACUUCCCAUUCUCUGCAAUGGGGCUGCAUAUAAACUGGUGUAGUUCCCAUUCGCCCUGGGUCAGCUAGCCUGAUCCAACUAGGGACCACGUGUGCAGGGAAGCAGGCUUUCCAAUGUGCGCUCCUCACCGGAUGGGGGUGGUGCACUUAAAUGGCUGCUGCAUGCAUGAUUCAACAGUCAGGUCUGCGCAUAUGCAGUUCCAGAGCAAAU
Molecule: messenger RNA, 2754 nt
Organism: Zootoca vivipara (common lizard)
Lineage: Eukaryota; Metazoa; Chordata; Lepidosauria; Squamata; Lacertidae
Product: acyl-CoA 6-desaturase-like
Biological process (GO): lipid metabolic process
Cellular component (GO): membrane
Molecular function (GO): oxidoreductase activity, acting on paired donors, with oxidation of a pair of donors resulting in the reduction of molecular oxygen to two molecules of water
Source: RefSeq, a predicted model, not a curated record